GUCAGGGCCUAUUUUCCGGCUUCCAUGGCUAUCCUUCCUUACCCAACACAAAAAAUACACUGAGAAAAAAGUGAAAAAUAUCCAACUUCCUAUUUUUAUUUAUUUCACAUACCACGAGUACACUAAUAAAGUAUGCUUAUCAGUCAGCGGUGUCCAUGUAGAAAGAGACUAGAGGAAUAGAGAGAGAGAGAGAAAGAGAGGGAGAGAGGAUUUUUAAAAUCCAUUUUUCCUCUUUACCUGAUGUAAAAAGUGGGAGUCGAGAUCCCUAAUGGAGAGCCAGAGGCUGCGAGUUUAGGGUUUUUGCUGAGCAAGAAGUGGGUUAUAAAGACUUCAUUUCAUUAGUGCUGACGAUACUUACGAAUUCGAGGAGGUCAGGAGGCUUCAAUCAGCUGCUGCUCUUUUUGUAAAUCUCUUCGUGUCGUCAUGUUUCCCCAUUAUAAUUGCUCAAUCAAUUAGUGACAUAUGGUUUUACAAUCUGAAAGCAAUAAAUAUUGCUGCUUUUUAGUACCACUACAAGUUACCAUUGCCACCUUCGGUAUCAUUUGCUCAAAUCUGAGAGCUAAAGUUGUGAACUUUAGGCAUUGAAAUUGUGGGGUUCAGUCAAAAGUUUUUAUCUUUGCGGAAGUGAGAGGAGAAAAAACGAAAAAGGGAUGCUUGCUUUUGGUUUGCUUCAGCAGAAAAUGAGAUUAAUUCUAGUGUACUGAGUGCGGACGAGAUGGCUUCUGAGUGUAUCAAGUUGAUCUGUUCAAUGUCAGAUGCAAGACGUCAGAGAUGGCUUUCUCAGCAUACCCAUUUGAAAAUGUCUUGGAUUCAGCAUCAACUUAAUCAGAAAGAUGGUAUCUUGACAUAUCCACCUCCUUUCCCCCUCUCAGCUUCGUCUCCUCCUUAUGUUACUGGUGAUAAUUUUCAUAAAGAAUCAAGUCAUCCUACAUCUUCAUCAUCUGGAACUAGGAUUAGUCCUGCUGUUCUAUUUAUCAUUGUAAUUUUAGCUGUUCUCUUUUUCAUUUCUGGUCUUCUGCACUUGCUGGUUCGAUUUCUUAUCAAACAUCCAUCUUCCUCAGCCUCUUCUCAGUCUAGCCGAUACCCUGAAGUUUCCACCUCUGAUGCCCUUCAAAGACAGUUGCAACAACUCUUCCAUCUACAUGAUUCGGGUCUAGAUCAAUCUUUCAUUGAUGCGUUACCGGUCUUCGUGUACAAAGAGAUUGUGGGUGCUAAGGAGCCGUUUGAUUGUGCUGUUUGUUUGUGUGAGUUUUCUAAGAAGGAUCAAUUGAGAUUGCUUCCAAUGUGCAGCCAUGCCUUUCAUAUCAAUUGUAUAGACACUUGGCUCCUAUCCAACUCAACAUGUCCUCUUUGUAGAGGGACUCUUUUCAAUCCGGGAUUCUCUAUUGAAAACCCAGUAUAUGAUUUUGAUGAUCUAAGGGAAGACGAUGGAUACCCUGUUAGCACCGAGAAUGGAAUCUCAACUCGCCAGAAGGCGGUUGAAAUUGAGGAAGUUGCUGUAGAAAAGGGUGUCUUUCCCGUUAGGCUUGGCAAGUUCAGAAAAUUGAGUGGUGAAGAAGGGGAGGCAGGAGGAGAGACUAGUAGCAGUAACUUGGAUGCCCGCAGGUGUUACUCACUGGGUUCAUACCAGUACGUGGUCGGCGAUUCCCACCUCAGGGUGGCCUUGAGCCAUGACCAUAUUGGUCGGGAUGUGAGCCUUCUGAAAGACAGAGGACAAAGCAAUCCUCCAGUCAGUGAGGAUGGGGCAGGAAAGAAGAUUGACAUUGGGGCAAAAACUGAUAGCUAUUCUGUUUCCAAGAUCUGGCUAUGGCCUAGGAAGGGCAAAUUUGCAAGUUCUGCAGACACCCCAUCAGAAGAUGUUUCUUUCGCUGCAGAUUUGCCAUGGAUGCGGAGAGCUGAAGGCAUGUGAUAUGUUAGUAUUUUCAUGUGCAAUUGAUAGUCACUCUGCGAGUCAAUGUUUGCAAUUUGCCUUUCAUUUUAGAAAAUUUUAGAUAGAAGAUGUGGCAUGAUAUAUUGACACCAGAGAGAUCUAUAAUACGUUAGAAAGGUAAGGCUGCUUUCAUGCUCUGCAUACUUCCUCUUUCGCCUCCUUCAAUCGUUUCAGGGCUUAGAAGCACAUUUUGUGUACUAACUUUUGAUGCCUCAUGUCAUGAGAAGGGAAGAGCAUGCAUGACUUGAUUAGCAUUUCCUCUAAGUUUUGCCAUAUUUCACUGUCUACAUAGCCAGCAAAAUCUGUACGUAUACUUUCCCUCUUUGAAGUUGGGGUAAGUGUGUUUGUUUAAAGGAAUUGAAUGGGAGCAAAGAGUUGUUAUGGUAAUGAGGAUUGCAUCAACUUUGUUGCACCUUAUUGUUCCCUUUGUCUUAGUAUACAAGGCUUGGCGUUACAACGGUUUAGGUUAGCUGAUCCCAGGCCUUUUCUAAAGAGUAUUGACAGCCUUUGGAGUUUGGACAUCUUAUCUUCAAGGAAUUGAAAGUCUUUGGCUGUUGAAAUGACAGAAUGAUUAGAGUCUU
Molecule: messenger RNA, 2511 nt
Organism: Coffea arabica (coffee)
Lineage: Eukaryota; Viridiplantae; Streptophyta; Magnoliopsida; Gentianales; Rubiaceae
Product: RING-H2 finger protein ATL46
Molecular function (GO): ubiquitin protein ligase binding
Source: RefSeq, a predicted model, not a curated record